Chara braunii is the source of this 2004-nucleotide messenger RNA. The record is from the annotation of a GenBank genome assembly. NCBI's taxonomy places the organism in Eukaryota, Viridiplantae, Streptophyta, Charophyceae, Charales, Characeae.
CGCUCGCCCGCAACUGCUCCCAAGGCCUGUGUAUCCCUCUCUCUCUUCCCCUUCUCCUCCCGAUGGAAGACAAUGAGGGGAAAAGUGGUGGUGGGGAGACAUACUUCACACCUCCAAUUGAUCUACGGCCACUUCAAUCUGAGCAGUGCAGCUGAAGGAUCAGCAGCAGCACCAGCAUCAGAAGCUGGUCCUGCGGAAUGGAGAAAUGGUUACAACUCUCUUGUGGAUAAGGUCAGUGGCACAAGCUGCAGUAAUUAUGGUAUAUGUCACGACUUUCAGGCUCGUUAUCCUUGGCGGAGCUUGGUGGAUCAACAGAAAAUAGCGGGAAAAGAUUUCUGCACGUGUACUGUUCACCACAUAAGCUACCGCGGGGAUCCCCACCCAGCGCCGCCUUCUUCCUCCCGGUGGAUGUGGAGGAACAGACUUCAGGAAGAGGACCGAUGCAGCCAUCAUGGCAAUGUCAAGCUGAUCCCGGGUUGUAAUCCUGGUCCUGAUGCCAUGCACCUGGUCCAGAAACGCUGUCCGCUGCCUCUAGUCUUGUUCCCUGCAGCCGAUGCUAAUCGCAGUCCUGGCCCUGGUGUGGUGGAGCUGGUCCAGAGAAGGUGUCCGGCGCCUCUACUGCUGUUCCCGACAGCCAGUGCUAAUCGCAAUCCUGGUUCUCGUGUGGUGGACCUGGUCAAGAAGAGCUGUCCGCCGGAGUCUAAUCACUUUCCCGUUCUCCCCUCGCCAUUGACGUCAACCACCCCAACACUCAGCUCCUUUGCUGCUCCUGAGCCUGCUGCUCGGCUAUGGCUGCAUCGCCUGCUGCGCUUCUAUAGCAACUCUUCACCUGUUGCUUUUGACGUCAAACACCGCGACCGCAAUUGCACUUGUGCCGCCAGGCCCAGGAGCCUCGGAGACGCCAGGAGGAAAAUCCUACGCAAAGAAGGGUUCAUUAUCGACAUGGACGGGGUUGUGUACCACGGGAACAAACUUCUUCGUGGGGUUGCUGAGUUCGUGUCAUGGAUGCAAGAAAAUGGGAAGAAAUUCUUGUUCCUUACCAACAGCAGCGAGCGGACACCGCAGGAGCUGCAGCAGAAGCUCGCCCGUCUGGGCAUUGAAGUCGAAUCCCAUCACUUCUACACUGCGGGACAGGCCACAGGAGCCUUCUUGAGCAGCCAAAAGCCCCAAGGCACAGCCUUUGUCAUUGGGGAACCUGGUCUGUUGAACGCCCUUUACAAUGCUGGUUAUUCUGUGAACGAUGUAAGCCCUGAUUACGUGGUGGUGGGCGAGACCCGCAGCUACAACUAUGAAAAGAUCGAGCAUGCAGUUCAUCUCGUACUGAAUGGGGCCAAGCUCGUAGGGACCAACUGCGACAAGACGGAUCCCAGCCCCACUUAUCCUGGUGAGGUUAUUCCUGCUGCAGGGUCGUUGAUUACCCCCAUCGAGAGAGCUUGUGGUGUGAGCCCAUAUUUUGUUGGAAAGCCCAAUCCGUUGAUGAUGAGAAGCGCGCUCGCUGUGCUCGGCUGCAGAAGGCGGCAGACGAUCAUCAUUGGCGACAGGAUGGACACUGACAUAUUGGGAGACGUCGAGGCGGCAAUGCUUGUGGACGGCGUGCAGGAGGCAUUGGAUCAGGAGGGGGAGGAGGAGCAGUACAUGAAAGGCGAUAACGAUGGAUGUCCUCACAACAAGGCCGCCUCUGUGCUUUUGGACGACAAGGAUGAGGAGGAGUUGGGAGGAGGGUUGGGGGCGUCUUUGGAGGGGGGACUGAUCAGAGACGGUUGUGCUGGUCGAGAGGCUGGGGCCUGUGCCAUGAUGGCUGCCGUGAAGAGGAAGGGGGGCGAUGGGAUUGGCGCAGCGACGGCGACUGCGAAAAGGAUGAGGCAGAUUAGGAUGGAUGAGACAUAAAAACCUUGGGUUGCCCAAUCAUGAGAUUCUGCUAUCCUUUCUAAGAACCAAGUUGUUCAUCCCAGCCUAGCAGGUGCCAUAUCCAACUACUGCUUGCAUCACGUUAGUAACCGAGCG